GCCUGUCAAACCCCUCAUUGUUCGCAGCUGAUGUCACCGGCCGCGGCGAGCGGCCGCCUCUCCCGGGGACAAUGUGGCUCUGAGCGGCCCCGCCGCCCCGCCGCCGCCGCCGCCGCCGCACAGCCCCGGAGAGCGUGGAGCCGGUCGCAGCGUGGACGCACACCCAGGCCCAGGCCGCUGCGGCCCCAGCCCCGCCCGGCACCGGCACCGGCACCAUGAGCGGCUCAGACGCGGGGCUGGAGGAGGAGCCAGAGCUCAGCAUCACCCUCACGCUGAGGAUGCUGAUGCACGGCAAGGAAGUGGGCAGCAUCAUUGGGAAGAAGGGAGAGACAGUCAAACGGAUCCGGGAACAGAGCAGUGCUCGGAUCACCAUCUCUGAGGGCUCCUGCCCGGAGCGCAUCACCACCAUCACCGGCUCCACAGCCGCCGUCUUCCACGCCGUCUCCAUGAUCGCCUUCAAGCUGGACGAGGACCUUUGCGCUGCUCCUACAAAUGGUGGCAAUGUCUCUAGGCCUCCUGUGACCCUGCGCCUUGUUAUCCCCGCCAGCCAGUGUGGCUCGCUGAUCGGGAAGGCUGGCACUAAGAUCAAAGAGAUCCGGGAGACCACGGGAGCCCAGGUGCAGGUGGCAGGGGACCUGCUGCCCAACUCCACGGAGCGUGCGGUCACCGUGUCUGGGGUCCCGGACGCCAUCAUUCUGUGUGUGCGCCAGAUCUGUGCUGUUAUUCUGGAGUCCCCACCCAAAGGAGCCACCAUCCCCUAUCACCCCAGCCUCUCCUUAGGUUCUGUCCUCCUCUCAGCCAACCAGGGCUUCUCUGUCCAGGGUCAAUAUGGAGCCGUGACCCCUGCUGAGGUCACCAAGCUCCAGCAGCUCUCAGGCCACGCCGUCCCCUUCGCCCCGCCCACUGUGGUGCCAGGACUGGAUCCUGGCACACAGACCAGCUCCCAGGAGUUCCUGGUUCCCAACGAUCUGAUCGGCUGCGUGAUCGGGCGCCAGGGUAGCAAGAUCAGCGAGAUCCGGCAGAUGUCGGGGGCGCACAUCAAGAUCGGGAACCAGGCGGAGGGCGCUGGGGAGAGGCACGUGACCAUCACCGGCACCCCGGUCUCCAUCGCCCUGGCUCAGUACCUCAUCACUGCCUGGGCCACCACCGGGCUUGGCGACCUACACGGCCAAGAUGGCAGCCGCCAACGGAAGCAAGAAAGCCGAGCGGCAGAAAUUCUCCCCCUACUGAGGCCCACGGAGGCCCCGGUGGGGGAGGAGGAGGGGGGCAGGGGCUGCCCAUGUAUCCUGCCUUCCCCUAGAGGGGUCAAAGGGGGGGGGGUCCCAAGCGCACCCCCUCAUGCCAGAAGAAGCAUGGCUGCAUCCUUUUCCCUCCAGGCCCUGGGUCCUCUCAGAGAAAAAAGGGGGUUUGGUUUCUGACCUGGGUGUUCUGGGAACUGGGGCAGCCCCCCCCCCACACCACCCGGGGCAAGGGGGGGUGUCGCCCACACCCCCACACACACACCCCCUCUCCGCUCUGUGCUUGGAUUACAGGGAACAGCCAGAGGGGCUCCCCGCUUCCCUCCAAGGGAGCUGCCGCAUAAG
This is a messenger RNA of Perognathus longimembris pacificus (Pacific pocket mouse), 1583 nucleotides long. RefSeq names its product poly(rC) binding protein 4 (gene Pcbp4). The record is from RefSeq and is a predicted model, not a curated record. The coding region runs from base 216 to 1418 and encodes 400 amino acids. Gene Ontology annotation, cellular component: nucleus; cytoplasm. NCBI's taxonomy places the organism in Eukaryota, Metazoa, Chordata, Mammalia, Rodentia, Heteromyidae. The transcript has 13 exons. Gene Ontology annotation, biological process: negative regulation of mRNA splicing, via spliceosome. Gene Ontology annotation, molecular function: mRNA binding.